CGGAAGGCGAAACUAGGGCUAUUGCAAUUUGCCCACAGUCCCUGAAGGUAGCAGACGUCGUCCUGCGGGGCGGGGCGGGGCGGGGCGUGUUUGGACUGACUGGCAAGGGCACACAAGACUGGAUGUCACUUGUGUUCUCGAGGGGGACUCGAACCGCAGCCGGAGUUUGGAUUUCAGUUUCAACCAUUUGAAGGCUGGUCGACGUCCAUGUGACUUUGCAGCCUUGCUGCAGGUCAUGGUGACAUACUGAGUAGUGUUGUGUGCUGAAUGGCUGUCAGCAGAGGGGGUCUUCUUGCCUUCUGGGUGGGUUGUGUCCGCAUCCAUGGCAGAAGGCAGCCCAUCACCAAGCACAUCAGGAGUCGUCGUCAGCCGAUCGAUUUGCAGCGGCUCUGCCCAACCCGUCCUCUCAGCAGUGCAUCAUGGGCCCUGGCGUCGCCCAAUCGCACGAGGUAUCAGACGGUGAAGCAAGCGCUUGUGUCGCAUCAUCACGUCAGCUGGCCGCAGGGGGCCGCUUACCUGGACGACCACUGGGAGGAGCCGCUCGGCCUGUGCGUGCUGGUGCGGCCCAGUGAGUGGAGCGGCCUACGCACGGUGGUGGAGAUCCCACUCUUUGGUCAGACAAGACUAGCGGAGGUUCCAGGAAGUCACGAGUCCACCGACUUUUCCUUCCUAUUGACAACGGUGGACGGCAGCAGAGAGGAUGACAUCAGCAUCGGCGGCGGCGGCGGCGGCGGCGGCGGCGGCAGCAGCAGCAGCUUCAGGAGAAGCGGCGCGCACGGCCAAAAUAGACAGCACAGCUGUUUCGGAAGCCUCUUUGAAGCCGAGAGUUGCCCCGCGCCCUUCGUGUACGGCUCUCGGUUUUACUGUUUCCAUUCCCCGGGAACAGACGCCACGGCCGGCGGCGGCCCGAACUCUCGGCAGGGUAUUGGAUUGGAGAGAAACAAGAUGGAGGAGUUUCCCUGUCAUCCCGACCCUGUGUAUAGUCGUGAUGUAAGAACAGAGGGCUCGCAAAAUGAAAGAGACAAUGAAGGAGAGCAAAAGCUGGCCGUGGCAUAUGACAGACUAAGGACGGAGCUUCCAAAUUUCUUUCGUAAGAAUCACGACUAUACCAUGUACUCCCGUGACGUUGAAUUCAUCAACGGACUUGUCAACACCAAGACCAGGGGACGUGCGAUCUACCGACUCAGCACUUCGCUGUGGCGCCUGGUGUGUCUGUUCUAUUUCACCGACGUCCGGCUGGAGGUGCUGAAACUGACCAAGCACGUGGAAGACGGGACCAUUAAGGCUCGCUGGAGGCUCCGGGGCCUUCCCUUCCUGACACUGAUGCUUCGCUUCUACCGCAAAGACAAAUCGCACCUGUACAGCUCCUAUGACGCUUUCUCCACAUUCUACAUAGGACGCGAUGGACUCAUCCAUUGUCAUCAAGUCGAAAAGGUGAUGCCAGCUCAGCCCCCGGCCCUGCCCAGAGUCACGUCCCUCCUGGCCAGUGCUUUAGUAGCUCUGGGGGUGGAGGAAAACCGACCCGCCCUCAAUCUGCUGCCCUCCCUCUUGUCAUCGCUGCGGCAGCUCCGACAAUGACGCACGCACGGCGCUUGGAGCCAAACCAUGUCACACUGAAGACUCUUUCUUCGGCAUUAUAGGAACAAGAGCUGUAGCACAACCCGUGAUCUUCUUGCUUUUGGAUUAAGUGCACAACUCGCACAGCUAUUUGUCUCAACUCGUAACUGCGGCAUUUUAGGUCAACUAUCACUUAGUACAUUUACUAACUGACCGAGUGUUGUGAAAAUGCUACAACACGCAACUUUGGUUUACCAUCGCCUUUCAAAGUUACUUGUUGAUCGAGAUGCACUGGAAGGAUGUUGAAUUCGGUCUUCUUCCAUAUCUUUUCGUCUGCAUCACUAGAUGUUCGUCAUCAUAUCUUCUCGCAUACUGUUUCCCAAAAAUGCCUAAAAUACUCCGUUAAACAUUGUCACUGUCGAUGUUUGAAGCUUAAAAAGCUGUCCAUGUGCACUAUGAUGGCAUUGAAAAAAACAACAACCUUCCAAACUGAAUAAAUCACUUCACAUACUUCAGGUGAAACUGUUUCAAAUAGACUUAGCUAGAUAUGCUAUUUAGUCUUGUGUACUUUAUUUAAUGUCAAAUAUUACUUUCCGCACGAGUGCGCCACUAAAUUUGCUUGAUUUAACUUUCACGUGUGCUUUUUGCAUGACCUUUCCCCUUACAGAAAUGAAGUCACGACAAGACUUUGAUCCACCCAGACUUGUUCUAGUUGAUAUUCAAUAAAGUUCCCAAUAAUGACAA
Messenger RNA from Syngnathus acus (greater pipefish), 2301 nucleotides. RefSeq names its product chromosome 11 C6orf136 homolog (gene c11h6orf136). Bases 268 to 1578 code for a protein of 436 amino acids. The transcript is spliced from 8 exons. Lineage: Eukaryota; Metazoa; Chordata; Actinopteri; Syngnathiformes; Syngnathidae. The record is from RefSeq and is a predicted model, not a curated record.